AAUAUCUACCUGCAACGUUCCACAACGCUGCAGUAUCAGCUACUUAACCUAACGAUCUGGAACACACCCCUUUACGAAAGUAGCACAGGCUGCCUACGAGGGAACGAACUGCAGCCGAGACACGACAUCUGACCUAUGUCGUCGCCAGAGAUCGCUUCCCUGUCCUGGGGACACAUGAAGGUGAAGGGCUGCUCGUCUUCCUAUAAGGACUGUAAGGUGUGGCCCGGGGGUAGCCGCGCAUGGGACUGGAGAGAGACUGGGACGGAUCAUCACCCUGGAGUGCAGCCUGCAGAUCUAGAGGAGGUGCUUCAGAAGGGAGUGGCGACUUUGGUCAUCGGGCGGGGCAUGAGUGAGGCGCUGCAGGUCCCGUCCUCAACUGUGGACUUCGUGAUACAGAGAGGAGUGGAGCUGAUAGUUCUGCAGACAGAGAAGGCCAUCACAGAAUACAACAACCUGGUUGGCCAGGGAGCCAAGGUGGGUGGCAUCUUCCACUCUACCUGCUGAUGACAUCAUACCACAGGUGGCCAGUAGGAGAAGUCUGAAAGCCUGGUGCAAUUCAACAGGGUCAUAUUCAUUACAGCACACUGUAGCAAAACGUUUUGCAAUGGACAAGUCCAUGUAGUCCCUCCCUGUUUUAUUCUGUUUGGUGCCUGAUGAACACAACCCUGGGGUGCAUUAGCGAAGUGAAACAUUCAGAACACCGUAAUGAAGAGCUGAAAUGACUGGCUGUGAAUAAAGGCUUGUUUUUGUCA
Salvelinus fontinalis (brook trout) is the source of this 752-nucleotide messenger RNA. RefSeq names its product adipogenesis associated, Mth938 domain containing (gene aamdc). NCBI's taxonomy places the organism in Eukaryota, Metazoa, Chordata, Actinopteri, Salmoniformes, Salmonidae. The coding region runs from base 136 to 504 and encodes 122 amino acids. Gene Ontology annotation, cellular component: cytoplasm. The transcript is spliced from 4 exons. The record is from RefSeq and is a predicted model, not a curated record. Gene Ontology annotation, biological process: positive regulation of fat cell differentiation.